Rhodofomes roseus is the source of this 1053-nucleotide messenger RNA. RefSeq lists its product as uncharacterized. Bases 466 to 978 code for a protein of 170 amino acids. The transcript has 3 exons. Lineage: Eukaryota; Fungi; Basidiomycota; Agaricomycetes; Polyporales; Fomitopsidaceae. The record is from RefSeq and is a predicted model, not a curated record.
GUGAGUCUCGCUGCUGUUUUACCCCUUCGACAGCUGUUCAGCGAAUUUUACAACUCAACUUCUACUCGACCCGAAGGAGCCGGUGAACGAAGAUGGCCGGCGCUGAAGCUGAGGCCGCAGUCCCACUCGCUAUAGAAGAACUGGUCUUACGCCUUCGAAUCCUGCUACCUCCCCUCCUGUGCACCCAGCAGGCCUCUUGGGAACAAGGUGUAGCGGCACACGUGAUCCUUGCCUGCCAACAAUUCUGGGACAGAAUAUGCCCGCCUGUCCCUCAGCCAUUCGAUUUCAUCAGCCUCAUUUAUGCACUGGCCCACGAAUCAGUCGUACGGCAGGCACCUGACGGACGGCUGGGCGUCCUUCUGAACGGAGACGGCUCAACUGAUCUAGGUGCCGCUGAUCCUGCCAGCAUGGGGCCACGACAUCCUCGACGACCACUCAACGUUUGUCGAGACGAACCUGUCCCAGAUGCUCACCUACACUAUCUUCCGCCUCGCUCUCCUCCGCAGACGCGCUUCAGAGCUCCAGUUGUCGGGCCCGUACAACUUACCGGAGCUCGUCGACGAUGAGAUGAACGGGUGGCUGCAUACGGCGGAGCAGAUGCGCAAGGCAGCAGUGGGUAAGACGGAUGGGUGGGGCUUCGUGCGAGAUGUUUGUGGGAGCCCCCGUUUCGACGAGAGUGGCGGCUGGUCGAGGUUAUCGAUAGAGAGCUUGUUCUCGUCGAGUGAGCGCGUAAAUGUCGUUCUAUUCCCUCGAUACACAGGACCAAUUGACCAGAGGUUGCUGCCCGGGUUGUGCCCGGCGCCGCAUUGCCCUGCAUGCCGUCGAGGAUGCCCGUUGCUGAUCAAGAGACUGCACGAGAGCACGGUGGUGUGCACUCCGAGAUCCGCGGGCGCAUACCACUUGUCGGAGAGGAGGAAGAGCACACCGGGGAGGUUGAAGGCUGCCUCGACAAAGCCCGGCCGAGGAAGAAGCGCCUGACGAGCGCAGCAACGAAGCUGUUUCGAGACUCAUUGCGUAGGCAAUAGGAUAAAUGGAGAGGCAACUUGGUGAUGA